Molecule: messenger RNA, 4736 nt
Organism: Betta splendens (Siamese fighting fish)
Lineage: Eukaryota; Metazoa; Chordata; Actinopteri; Anabantiformes; Osphronemidae
Product: inactive rhomboid protein 2
Exons: 18
Coding region: 376-2886 (836 amino acids)
Biological process (GO): regulation of epidermal growth factor receptor signaling pathway; regulation of protein secretion
Cellular component (GO): endoplasmic reticulum membrane
Molecular function (GO): serine-type endopeptidase activity
Source: RefSeq, a predicted model, not a curated record
AAAUAUUUAAUAUAAAAAUGAAAUAUAUACUGCUCUGAUUAUGCACAGUGGCUAAAAUUUGUAUAAUCUCAAAAGUUAGUUUUCCUGGAUUCUGAUGACUGCCUCCUGCAUUGACAGACUGUGGACAGCAGAAGUCUCACCGCAACUUGAGCAAUCUGUUCAUUUGCCAAACUCCUAACCAUUUCAUUAUCUAAGUGGGUGGGUCCAAGCCAUUACCCACCACUCCAGUGAAGCAGACAGAGUAGUUUCAUCUCUGUCUCUAGAGGACUGAAUCAGGUUUUCUGUCGAAGCCUGAAACAUUUAACACACUUGCCUGAAAACACGACCGGCAAACUUAAAGCCUACGUCACUAUUAGCAUAAAGCGCUCUGACAAGAUGUCAUCACAGGAGGGAGCAGAGCUUUCUCCAAAUGCUGGUCCAUCAGAUAGCCGUUUAAAGAACAAAAAGCCACCAAGUCUUGUAAUAGCUAUUCCUCCACCUGAGUUGAUGAUGUCUCACGACCCUGCAAAACAGCCUCUACGUCCGUCUUUAAAAAAAAGUGAAAGCGGUCAAGCAACCGGUUCUGCCUCAGAGAGCUUCAGUGCUGCUGGAGAAGGAGGCUUUUUAACCAGAGACAGAAGGUCCAAAUUUGGUAGACAAGCAUCACUCUCUCAAAGCAUCCGAAGGAAUACAGCUCAGUGGUUUGGCGUGGGGGAAGACUGUGAGACCAAGCAGCAGGUAUGGCACAAAAAAAGUCUGCGCCAUUGCAGCCAACGCUAUGGCAAGCUGAAGGCUCAGUAUAGAGAGUCUGAGACGGCCACCAGCAUUGAUCAGAACCUGGACUCGCCAGCCACACACAAGAUGCCCAAGAUCGUGGAUCCCUUAGCACGAGGACGACCUUUCCGUUGCCCAGAUGAGAUGGAGAGUCACUCCCCUAGGACACCAUGUCCUGCUCAAGGUACUCCUUUCACCCCAGGGGUCACUUCACUCAGCUCAUUCACCAGCCAGCGCUCUGGGCACAGCCACUUCCCAAGACGCAAGAGGGAGUCUGUUGCUCGCAUGAGUAUCCGAGCUGCUUCCAACCUACUGAAGGGUCGUAGUGGGUUAGCAGGUCCCCAGACAGGUCGCAGUUACGCCAGGAGGAGCUUUGCCAGGCCCAGCUGGAUGGAUGAGGAUACUGUUGACUCUGCCGACACAUCUGAGUCACUCUUCUUCAGCAAGACGGAUGCCCACGGUGAACUGUAUUCUAUGGCUGACGAUGUAUUUGAAUCCCCUCCCUUGUCAGCAUUUAUUGCUCCCAGCGAACUGACAGAACACAAGUUCCCAAGCACUAAGGAUGUAUCUCGGGCACCCAAGACACCAACAGUAGUGGCCGAAAAGAUACAGACUCGCCGGGGGCGUCGCAUUGCAUCACAAGUUAAGCAUUUUGCAUUUGACAAACACAAGCGUCAGUAUGGAAUGGGUGUUGUUGGGAAGUGGCUUGACCGCCAGUAUCGACGCAGCCUCAGCAGCAACAUCCAAAAACAACUAGAUGACUUCCACAGUCACAGGCCCUACUUCACCUACUGGAUCACAUUUGUUCACAUAGUGAUCACAUUGCUGGCCUGUUGUACAUAUGGUUUUGCCCCCGUGGGGUUUUCACAACAUUCUACAUCUGAACUGGUGCUGCGGAACAAAGGCAUUUAUGAGAGUGUCAAGUAUGUCCAACAGGAGAACUUCUGGAUUGGUCCUAAUUCAGAGGACCUAAUACACCUGGGGGCCAAAUUCUCACCAUGUAUUCGUAAGGACUUACAAAUAGUUAGUCUGAUUCAGAAGGCUAAAGACCUGGAGAGAGAGUCUGGUUGCUGUGUUCAGAAUGACAACUCUGGAUGUGUCCAGACCCUGCGCGCCGACUGCUCUGAGACCUUGGCCACAUUUAUUAUGUUGAAAGAUGAGCGUGCAGACACCAAUAGGUCUUCUGGUUCUGUCUGCCACCAAGAUCCCAGUGUAUGUGAAGAGCCUGCCUCUGCUGAGCCUCAUACAUGGCCAGAUGAUAUCACCCAGUGGCCGGUGUGCACAUAUCCGAAGCAGUGGCAUCACACAGGUUACAGACACAUGGACUGUCACAUCAAGGGAAGACCUUGCUGCAUAGGGACUAAGGGCAGAUGUGAGAUCACGACCAGAGAGUAUUGCUCUUUCAUGCAUGGCUACUUCCAUGAAGAGGCCACACUCUGCUCCCAGGUCCACUGUUUGGAUGAUGUGUGUGGGUUGCUGCCUUUCCUUAACCCAGAUGUUCCAGAUCAGUUUUACCGUCUCUGGCUAUCUCUCUUCCUUCAUGCUGGGCUCCUACACUGCGUUGUGUCAGUGGUGUUCCAGAUGACUGUACUAAGAGACCUGGAGAAGCUGGCAGGUUGGCUCCGUAUCAGCAUCAUUUACAUCCUUAGUGGCAUCACUGGGAACCUUGCCUCUGCUUUGUUCCUGCCCUAUAGAGCAGAGGUCGGUCCAGCGGGGUCUCAGUUUGGACUCCUCGCUUGCCUCUUUGUUGAGCUGUUCCAGGCCUGGCAGAUGCUGGAGAAGCCAUGGAAUGCCUUUCUGAAACUGCUGGGCAUCGUCAUCUUCCUCUUCCUGUGUGGCCUCCUGCCAUGGAUCGAUAACAUUGCCCACAUAUUCGGCUUCCUCAGCGGCUUGCUGCUUUCCUUCGCCUUUCUUCCAUACGUCACCUUUGGAACUUUCGACACGUAUCGGAAACGAAUCCUCAUUGCCGUCACAAUACUGGCCUACGUUGGGCUGUUCUCCUCCCUCAUUGUUUGGUUUUAUUUUUACCCAAUCAAUUGGCACUGGUUGGAGCAUCUCACCUGCCUGCCCUUCACAAGCAAGUUCUGUGAAAAGUACGACAUAGACCAUAACAUCAAAGACAUUGUGCGUUAGUCACAAUUCUAGAGAUGAUAUGAUUACAACGUCUACUACUGAUGCACUAGCUUUUAGUCAGGUCAACUGAUGCCAGGGGACCUGGCCAUUUUAAGAACAUGACAAUCGAGUCUUUUUAUUAUUUAAUUAUCAAACUACAAGAACAAAGUUUAUGUGAAUGCUCAGCCUGCUGUUUUGCUCACUUGUAUAAACUGUUAUACAGUAAUUCCCAGUGUGGUCUUCUCUGGGCUUGUGGUUCCUUUUAAAUCAGAGGUCAGGAAAAUACACCAGGGAAAUCAAAAUGGCAUCAAGCCAAGUAAACCUAAAGGUGAAACUCUACAAAGUGUCAAAAGAAACCAAGUAAAAGAAAAAGCCUUCAACCUCCCUUUAACUUUAUGCUCAAUAAACAGCUGAGGUGGAAGACUGAUGCCAUGGUGGGCCAUAAGGUACUUUGUAGCCCGCUAAACUUGGAUACAUCACGUUUCCUACCACCAGUUGUUUCUUUUUUUUUGUUUUUUUUAGUAGAUACUCACUUACUGCUGCAUCUAUGUGUUCUAACAAUUGUUAAAUGCGCUUCUAUAACGUUUCUAUUGCUUAACCUUUGUUUUGUAUUUAAGGAUCUGGCAUGUGAAUAUUAUUUGAAACAGUGUCAUGUUAUGCUGAAAAUACUAUACUAUAUUAGCUCAAGUGACUGAAAUAUAUCAGUGCUCAACUAAGGCAGGGUUUCUAUUUAAAACCACUAGUUGCCUUAAACAAACAAUGCCAUUUUACACAGAUGCCUCAUUCUACUUUUGCAACCUGCUUGUGAUCAUGUACUAAAUGAUGAUCAACACAUUUUUUUAUCCUAACUUACCAAAGCAACUUCAGCAACUUCUAUAGGCAUGUUUUCACAAUCAACAUUUGUCAGUCAAACGGUGUUUAAUUGUGGUUAACCAAUAACAUAUUGUUGCCUAAAUGUUGCUGUACAUUUACUGUUGAAAGUAAGUAAUGUGAAGUACUAUUUAUUACUAAUAAUGUAGGACUCUGAGCAGGCAUUUAUGGAUUAAUACAUGAAAAGGGUACUGUCCUGGGACAUAGAAUCAAAUGACACUAAUGUUUUAUGUUUUGCCUGAGCCUGUUAACCUAAAUUAAGUUAACAGUUCAUUUCAGAAGCCCUGAUACCAGGAGUGAAGUGUUUCCUCACGCCAGAAUUUGCAGGUCAUGUUCGUUUGUUGUUCAGGAUUCUGGCGUGCGUUGACGCUAGCCCAUAGGAAAGCCGCAGUAAUUACUGUUGUGUGUUGGAUUAUGAGUUUCUAAGUGAGUUACAGGAUUAUGUGAGUCAGUCUGUGGGAGUGACUCAGUGGUCACUUGGGAAGAGUUGAUCGCAUGAGCAAUUAAAAAGCAUGUGUAUGGGUAAGUGUUACACUACUACAGUCCUUGGUGGCAGCAACGCAUCACUGUCUUUAGAGUGUGUGUGUGUGUGUGUGUGUGUGUGUGUGUGUGUGUGUGUGUGUGUGUGUGUGUGUGUGUGUGUGUGUGUGUGUGUGUGUGUGUGUGUGUGUGUGUGUGUGUGUGUGUGUGUGUGUGAAACACAGGACACUGUCCUCAUACAGUGAGUGGGCACGCUUCUGUUUUUAGAAACCACUUUACUGUGCCUUCUGAUGAGAGCAUGUAACAACCCAACAUAAUCAUGAAAGGACACGGCAAUCACAGGUGGGUUUGUUGGGACCAAAUGACUUUACGUUUUUCUGUUUAUUGAAAUUAAAGGGAAAGUUUUAAACAUAUUUUAGUUCAUGCUUCAGGUACUGUUGUGAUUUUGAUUUAUAUGUACAAAUGUUCAGUCAUAUCAUAAUAAAUAUCACUUUAGUAUGAAGUGUUUAUGUGAAACUUCA